This is a messenger RNA of Tachyglossus aculeatus (Australian echidna), 3629 nucleotides long. RefSeq names its product ankyrin repeat domain 34B (gene ANKRD34B). The record is from RefSeq and is a predicted model, not a curated record. The coding region runs from base 454 to 2001 and encodes 515 amino acids. The transcript has 5 exons. Lineage: Eukaryota; Metazoa; Chordata; Mammalia; Monotremata; Tachyglossidae. Gene Ontology annotation, molecular function: protein binding.
AGAUGGGCAGAGGAAGCACCAGUGGAAACCCACGAGGCAAGCAUUUUAAGCCGCGCUUUCCGGUCCGAGCUAGAUUUAUCUCUCUUCUGCGUCACCCCGGGGUCCAAUACUUCCUUCCAUCUCGCUUUCGACCUGGCUAGUCUGGCCCCUGCCCAAGUCCCCGGCCAGCGACCUUUUCCUCCGCCAACUCACGAGAGGUUCUGGGGUGGUUCCCAUAUAGCAGCCGCAGGGAUCUCCUGUUUCUAUCCAGGCUCCUCCUGCGUCCCACCCUCGGUUAGCAUUUGCUCAGUGACGGUGACCCUCUGUCCCCAGGCACAGCACGGGUACUAAUGUAACGUACUGAAGUGUAUUGGGAGUAAAUGGUUACAACUGUUUCUCGUUACUUUGGCCCUUGAUUGGAGACUUUCCCUUAAGGUAGUUAGUUUCUGCAGUUUGGAGUGAAAGGACCUUACAAUGGAAGAAGCCCUCGAGAUUUCGAAGGACGGAAACUCCCUGAUCAAAGCCGUCUAUCAGAGCAGGCUCCGCCUGACGAGGCUCCUGUUAGAAGGCGGAGCCUACAUUAACGAGAGCAACGAUCGCGGGGAAACCCCUCUAAUGGUUGCCUGCAAGACCAAGCACGUGGACCCCCAGGGCGUCAGCAAAGCCAAAAUGGUGAAAUACCUGCUGGAGAACAACGCCGACCCCAACAUCCAAGACAAAUCUGGAAAGACGGCCCUGAUGCACGCCUGCUUGGAGAAGGCGGGCCCCGAAGUGGCGGCCCUGCUUGUAAAAAGCGGAGCCGACCUGAGUCUGCAAGACCACUCUGGCUCCUCGGCCCUCGUCUACGCCGUGAAUGCCGAGCAGCGAGAGACGCUCAGAGUCCUCCUCAACGCUUGCCAGGCAAAGGGGAAAGAGGUCAUCAUCAUCAUCACGGCCAAAUCUCCUUCGGGGAAGCAGACGACCAGACAGUACUUAAACGUGCCGCCCCUGGAUGCGGAUGGGGGGCCUCCUCCCGCCGCUUGUACCACCCCGUCGGAAAUCGACGUUAAGACUUCCCUGUCCCCGCUGCCGGAUCCGCCCGGGACGGAAAGGGCCGCCUUCGGCUUCGGGGAUCUGGAUCCGUCGGGAAGCGGCGACGCGUCCGGACCGGCCGCCGGGGCCCACCCGGGGACCAAGCCGGCCCAGGUCUCGCGCCUGCAUUCGGAGCCUUGGAUCAAGAAUUCCCCUUCGCUGCUGCCCCAGCACAAAGUGGCCUCUCUACCGGAAGAGCUUCGGGAUAUCUCUCCCGAGGAAGAAUUUUCCUUCAGGAUCAAUGGGCUGCCCUUAUCCAAGAGGUACAUCACCCGGCACCAAAGCAUUGACGUAAAGGACACUGCCCAGCUGCUCAAGUCCUUUGACCAAGCUAGCUCGAGAAAGCUGUCCUACGAGGAGAUCAGUGCACAGUCCCUUUAUGCAGAAGGCCAUCAACCCUGCGGUGAAAUCCCCGCCGACCAGGAUCCGGAUCCCGUCCAGACGCUGUUCGUUUCCACGCUGAGAAGCAUAGUCCAGAAGAGAAGCUUGGGGGCAAAUCACUACAGCUCGGAUUCUCAGCUCACGGCCGGCCCGACUCCUGCCACGGUGGAAGAUGGCAGAACGGUGGCAGGGAAGAAAAAGAUCCUCUCCCCGUCCCCGCUGUUGCUCUCCGGGGCCACGGAGUUGCCGGAAAACCUGCCUCCAGCCCCUGGGAGCCGGAGAAACCCUUCCAUUUUGGAGAGGCGGGGCUCUGGGGCUUUCCCGCUGGAGCACUGUGUACCCACCUGUAUACCCACCAGGCCAGGGUUCCUGCCCCCUUUAAACGUGAAUCCUCACCCUCCUAACGCAGAUAUCAGUGCCUACAGCAAAGUUUCCGGGCUCCUGUCCUGCGGUCAGAAAGCGCUGGUGCCAAUCGUUCCUUCUUUUCCCAAAGACUUCAAGAGUAAGAAAAUGCUGAUAAGGAGACAGUCACUACAGACAGAACAAAUUAAGCAAUUAGUCCAUUUUUAAGAGGAUCUGAGCAAGCACCUUUACACCUGCAACCCAUGGCUAUAUAUGAUAGUCAGAGGACUGAAAGGGACCAGAAAUGUUUGCCUUCGGAUAAAUUAGAAGCAAAUCGAGGUGGAAGGCCUUCGGGGGCAGAGAUUCCACCAUCUCCUUUGGCGACGCAUUCCAGAAUUCUCUGUCACUCAUCAGAUACUCUCUGCUUUCUCUGGCCUCUUGUGCCCUUGGGUUAUGUAUUUAUUUAUUUGCCUCAUUUUGAAUCCACCUCCUGCAGCUGUUUAGAAAUUACACUUGAGGUUACUCGCUUCCCCACUUCCAUCUGUCACUUCUCAAGGAUCGAAACCCCCAUAUUGAGCAUUUUGGGAUCCGUUAGUAUUUAUUUCUUGCUGCCCAAAAUAUAAACAGUGGAACUCUGUGGCAGCCUACCCCAAUUGGCACAGGUCCAGAGACACCCCUCCUUCCCACCCCUUCCCCAAAAAAUAAAAAUAAAAAAGGAAUCAGCUUCUCGGAAGGAUGAAUUCAAAUUGAAUUUAACUCCAACGCACUUCAAUGGUCCUGAACUCCUUCAGGAUACUAGCUCACAUCAUUAGAUAGAGAACUGCUUUACCCAGGCAAAGAUGGGCAGCACUGGGACAAUUGCCUGCUAAUGAUAUAUUGCGGCCACAAAAUAUUUCAGAGAAGGGAUUCUCCUGUCUCUAUGUCUGUUGAGCUCUAGUGGUCUAAAAGUUCCACACUGGUUUCUUAACUUUUGGGUGGAAAAAAAACCCUGUAUUAUUUCAAAUCGAAAGUAAAGAAUAAAGCCAACAACUUUCAUUGCAUCUAUUUGUUUUGGCUUAGAUUUCCAAAGACGUUCUCCUUCAUCUGUUCACAGAAACACAUUUUUGGCUCCUCAUAAGCAUUAUCAUUUGGUGAAUUCUCUACAUCGAAUGGGAGAUCAUCAAGCAAAGAAAACCCAAAGAAGCUCAUUUAAAAAUAAAUUAAAAUGUAGCCUGUCUUUCUAAAAAGUAAUAAAGAGGCUCCUGUGAAAUUGAGUCAUAUUUUCGGAAAUUAUCUCAUCUAUUCCUAGAGCCUAAUUCACCCAAGGACAUUUAAGUAAACCUUGUCCUUGACUCAGAGGGGCUCAGACAAGUCCUCUCAAAACGCCACAACACCUAAUAAUAUUAGAUAGAUUUUUGUGCUGCUACAGCUUUAUUCCUUCCGUGCCUAUUCAUUCGGAAUACAAUGUUCCUAUAUAUUUCACAGUGAAACCUGCUUAAACUCUCUGCAGUAUUUUCAUAUAUUUUCUUUAUCCCAUGUUUCUUUUCCUACUCAUUCAAUACAAGUGGCACUGUUCACAGGGGUAGUUAUUGAAUUCACAAUUCAAAACACAUAUUUAAUUGCAGUUAUCAUGUAAUAUUUUUGUGAGUGAAAAGAAAUGGUCAAAAUGAUCAUUUUUGCACCAUCCCGCACCAAUUUUUCAGUGAUGUGUAUCUGUCGUUUGUAAAUAGUUUGGCAAACUUUAGCACUAUUUAUAAUACUGCAUAACAAGAUCAUUUGCAUUUUGUUUUUAAAGGUAACUUACAGGUGAUGAUAUGCAUAAAUAAAACAUAUUAAACUUGAAUGUCUAAUUAACUCAAUAAAGUUUAAAAAUGCCA